AUGCUGCAUCCACCCCCACCCACAUACAGGUUCAAGCAGAAGUUGGAGCAGAAGGCUCUGAAGCAAGCUAAGCAGAAGAAAUCUAAGUCGGCUGAAUUUCUGAUGGCCAAAGAGCAGGAGGAAGAGGAGGGGGGGGUGAUGAAGGGCAUUGUAAAUCCUGGGUUCCUGAGUGGCGAGGAGGAGGACGAGCAGAGCUGUGGCAGACAGAGGGAUGGGGAGAGAGAGAUAGGAGGUGACGGGCAGGAUAGCACUCUUGCCGCUCACCAACAGCAAAAGAACCUGGAAGCCCUUGCCAGCACAAGAGGAAAUGAAGGUGCUCGAAAUUACUUUGACCCCUGGGCGACAGUGGAGGGUGACCUGAGGCAGCGCGGGAUGUUCAGGGUUGGAGCGGGAGAUGAGCUAGAAUUAAAAUUCAUGCAUGAGGAUGAACGGGGUCUGUAUGAGAAACUGUCUCAGAUACUGAAUGAAGAUGAAGUUUCAACUGUCAUAGAUUUACCUGGUAGUUUUAUGGAAGCAAGACCCGUGGCUGUGGCUCACAGAGUCCCGCAGGCUGGAUGGAGAGAUCAUUUGAGGGAGAAGUUGGAGGAGAAGAGAGAAGAGGUUAUACCCCACUAUGUGGAGCAACUGAGAGAACAUGUACAGGAUGACAUGAUCCCAGUGGGCAGGACUUCUCUGGAGCAGGAUGAAUGCACGGCGGAGGAGAAGGAGUGGGCGAGAAAACGGAGAGUGAUGGCUGUCUUAAGGGGGAAUACAAAGGAGUCAUUUUCCAUUCGAGACAUGAAACAAGAGGAAGCUGCUCUGCAGGAUCGGCUUUAUGCGGCUUUUCAGCGUUCAGAGAGACGUUUGCUGAAUUCACUGCGUCAGCGUCAGGCUGAAGUCAUUGCCCAGUAUGGAGAAAUCACUGAAAUCACUGAGCCAUUGGGCAUCGGAUCUGACCUCCCCUGGCAGGUGGAGUGGACACGAACCCCACAGCCCACGGAGGUGCGUGUGGUGUGUUUACGGGCAGUGAGGGAGAAGCUCAGCAGGGGGCUGUACAGUGUGUGUGUGUCCCUUCAGAGUGGGCUGGGUGGCCCUGCGCUGCGCUGGUCCUGCCUGAAGGAGCAGCAGUGGACGAGUGUCACAGAGCCGGUGGAGCAUCAGGGCAGAAUCUGCGAUAUGGAGCUACUCAUUAACCAGAACCUCCAUGUGGUCUUGCCUGCAUCAUGUGACCUCUUGCCCUCCAGUGUGCUGAUGUUCAGGCUUCUGAGCAUGCCCAGUAAGCAAUGUGCUGUGACUGCAGUGGUGGCCUGGGGGGUAUUCCCAGUGUGUGACUGCUCUCUAACCCUUAUCCAAGGUAGAUUUCGCACUCCACUGCUUCGGGGUUGUCCCAACUCAGCGAUAGACCAGUUCAGUAAAAUAGAGCGGCUGCUCUCUGCUGACUUGGACAACUGGCUCUGCAACCUUUACUUCCAGGUGAGGAAACUCCAGCAAAGGGAUCGAGUAGUUCCGGAGUGCAAUGCCUAUGAAGGCAAAAAUGAAGAGCCUCCUCCCGAUAUAUCUACCUCUACCUGCUCCUCUCUAGCAGGUAAGAGUCCUGUUGGAAUUCUCCCCGUCUUAGAGCCGGCAUCAGAGAAAACUAAACCUGGAACACAAAGCAAGGGUGGCAAACAGAACCAGCCAUUCAACAAGAUAACCAGCCAAAGUUGCUGUGAGGGAGAGAGAGAGGUACGGACGAGUAUCAUCACAGAAGAACUUCAACACUUCUCCUUCUCCUUACAAUCUCAGCGAGCUGCUCUACUCUAUAGUAUUGUUUGCUGUGGUCCAGCAGAGCGGUUGCGCAUUGUAUGGCGUAUGCUUCCUGCAGAGCUUGGACUAUCUGGAAUCCCUCGGCCCAGUUUCAGCCAGCUCACACUCCUCCUCGCUCUCAUCUUCUUCACUUGGUUUCCUCGCCUUUACCUGCACUACUGCAGCCAGUGGCUCUACCUCCAUGUUCGAAACGUUCCUGUCAACAGGUUUAGCUUCCAUGCCCACACGGUGGAUUUGGUAUAUCAGAGCUCUCUCCUGCGCACCCUGGAGGAGCUGCUGCUGGUGUUGUUGGGGCCCUUGACCUUGAAUGCAGCUAUGUUUCUGCUGCUUCUGAUCAGAUGGCUCUGUCAGCUAGUGUUUGGCUCAACUCCUUCCUUCCUGUCAAAGCUGAUCAUGGCUCUGGGAGUGUGGACAGUGCUUGACCCUCUGGCUGUCUUCACUGUAGACGCUGUCCUUGGGCGUCUGUCUUACAGUGCAGAAAAGCCAGUGGCUGAUGCCGCUAAGCUUUACUGGCAUUUCCAUCGUUUGGAGCAGUCAGGCACAGCCGGAAUUCUCAUCACCCUUUUCCUGUAUAUCGUCCUCUUUAUUCUCUCCUUCACCAUGCUCUACAUGUACUUCCUCAGGUUCCAUAAUGACGGCAGAAUUCUGGAUGUGUACCUUCGUCUCCACAGUCCAGAGAGAGCUUUUUUUAUCCCAGAUGAUUUUGAAGUUUCCAAUCAGGAGCUUAGUUACAUUGUAAAAAAGGCGGAGGAAUGGAGAGGUUUCAACGGCGAGAGACGUAAGGUGGCAGUCUAUGAUUACAUCUGGUCUCAGGAGGUGUCUGGAGGGUGCGAAUCCCCUGGGGCUGUAGUCACUGAAGUGGGUGAGACGAGCAGCCAUGUGUCCAUCUAUACGCUGUACCUGAGCGGCCUGCGUCAACGCUACAGACACUUCCUCAGGCAGCCCAGUGGAGCCAUCGUUGAGCUCAUCGGGGAUUUGGAUGGUGCAGCUGCUCAUCAGAAUGUCCAGUAUCAGAAGACAGGGCAGAGAGACAUUGAUAGGAGGAUGAAGAAUUCAACAAAUGUACUCAGAGAGAGGAAGAGUAAGAAUCCUGCAUGGCGCUGUAACAGGGUGGGACCUCUCACUGGGAGUGCCUGUGAGGAUCACUGAGGCUGAAGUGAGGCUGCUUUACCAGAGUUAAAACCAAAUCAGAAAAGUCCUACAUGUGAACAGUGUGAAACUCUCAAACACAAAGUCAGGUCACACAACAAUAUCUUUAGCAGCUUUAUUUCAAGGCUUACAAUGAUGUAUUUGGCCUUAUUUAUCAGGUUGUGUAGAAGCACACAGAUAGUUUCACACCAUAAAACACGCACAGAUUUGAGUGCUGUUUAUGAAUUAGAUUUAGAUGUGCGUAAACAAGCUCCUGCCCAAAAAUAUAAGACAAGCCCCAACAUAACCUUAUAUAAAAUAUUAUAAUUUGCAUAGAACUUACCUUACCUUAUGCAGUUUUUUUUAUGUCUGUGAGAGCUAAUAAAAGUAAAGCAUAUAGCAGACUAGAGUUAUAGAAGAACAAAAAAUAUAUAAUAUAAAAAUACAUCAGCUAAGGAUAGAGUUAAAUUUAAUUCAUUCUUUAUGUAUUCAUAUUGGUGAGCCUAGUUUCCAUCCUGAAGAAAUAAUAAAAUUCACACAUUCUGACCAGGAGUGAGAUACACCACAGAUAAAAACACAUACUGUAUACACACACACACACACACGAGUGUGUGUGUGUGUGUGUGUAGUUUAUGCACUUCUACGCCUUUCUACUUUAUUUCUCAUUGAGUUUCUUUGUAACUGAAAAUCCUAUAUACACCAUAAAGCUGAACCUGCAUAUACUGUCUGAUGUAGACAUUAUAAUCGUUGUAAAGAAAAAAGCAUUCCAUUAUGAAAUAAAGGCAGGUUGUUACAUCCUCAAUGCUGCUUCCACAUUGUGAGAAAUUAGGAUCCUAAAAGUCACUUAUCAGCAGCCAGUGAUAAAAUAUCAAUAUCGGGAACCCAUUAGGCAGGAUAAUAUUCCAGCUGCCUUGAUUUGUAUUGAGUAUGUGUCUGCUGGCUGCGGCUUUGAUGAAAUGAACUGGCCCACAAAUCAGGCCUUAAUGGGAGCCUACUUAUACAUACAGCUUAAUUAAAGGUUGUGGGCUUAUUAACAUGUGUCUGAGAGAUGGAGACCUGCUCUUGCACUGAGCCAGGUUGUAAAGGUUUUAUAGAUAACCUAUCAUUAUUAAAGCCCAUCGCUUAAUAUUGGAUCUUAAUAACCUGUCAUUUUGAUGAUGAUUCUGAUGAUGAUUCUCUUUAUGGCAAGUCAUUAUGGCUAAAAGUUGCAGCUGGUUUGGAGUGUGUGUGUGUGUGUAUGUGUGUGUGAGUGUGUGUGUGUGGAACAGGUAUGAAGUGAUAAGGAACUGUAGACCCCUCUGCAGUCAUUACAUUCUUAUGGCCACUGCAGCUUUUAGCUUCUGUGCUAAUGUACAGAGGAUUAGACGAGAUUCUUAACACUUCACCUGUUUUCCUUCCAUUCUAUCAAAUCAUUGAAUAAUUACUUCAUAUUCAUGUCUGAUAUUCAUAUUCAUAUCAGAGUAGUUAAAAAGGUUGGGUCACUGCACUCUCAUCUCCACUCUGCUGUUGCAGUAAGACUGAUAUAUAAUACAUACCUGUAUAGAUUUUGGGGCUUGAUUUGAUAAAGGAAGUCAGAGAUGACCAUCACUGUGUCUAUAAGAAUUUCUAGGGGUGCCAAUAAUUGUGACACAAAGGCUAAGUUAGAUCAUUUUCAUCCGUAUCUGAUUUUCAACCUCAACAUUAUGAGCUAUAUCUAUUUUUUUCUUGUACAUUGUUUUUGAGACAUCCGUGUUAUACUUCAUGGUUAAUGCUGUUUUUCUUUCUAUCUGCAUAUUUUGAGAGGCCAAAGAAAAUCUCCUGUGUUAUGAUUGAUUUUCUGUCCUUUGUCAUUCACCCUUAGACACAAUGGACACAUACACACAUACUCAGAGAGAAAUAGUAAGAAGAAUCUUACUUUUUUGACCAACAAUUAUUAAAUAUUAUUAUUGUUAUUCAUGGUUAUAGAACCAACACUGACUAGAUAUUAUUUGUGUGGUGGAUAUUUUUUCAUAGACACGGUAAUAAACAUGUUGUACAUGUACAAUAACAUUGUAUAACAUUUUAAAACACCUCAGAGCCACACACACUACGAUGUCAUGUCAGUGUCACUGCUUUUUUGACAGUGUUACAAGUUACUUUCUUCUUCUCAGUCUUUUAUUGCUUCUUCUCCAGGUCUGUCUGCUUCUUUGCUGUUGGCAACGAAAGCUCUGCCUCGUUUCCGCACCUUUGUGCAAGCUUUUGCUUCGAGAGCAGUUGCUUUCUCUUCUAGGACUGGAGUGUUCCACUGGUUCAAAUAUUUGAUUGCUAAUGACAAACACCAUUUCACAGCGAUUUAAAUUUCAAAUUGAUUUCUUCAAGCAGGACCCCUGGGUACUCAUGUUCCACAGCUGCUGAUUUCAGUUAAAAGAAAAGCCUUUCUUCUGAGCCAUAAUGUACAAACUGUGAUUUUUAAAAAGUACAUACUUGCAUGCACAUCAUCCAACCCCAGAAAUGCGGCUAGUUAGAGGGCAAAAGAGUGAAAGAAAAAUGGAUCUCUAAAUUCCUUCUGCAUGUAGUUCUCUGUUUGUGGCUUCCCUGCUUAUUUUAUGUGUGUGUGUGUGUGUGUGUAGCUUAUAUGAAAAGGUGAACUGAAGGUUGUGAGAAUGAUUGGGAACACAUAGUUACCUCUUACAAAUUCAGAAGCUCUUUUCUCUGUCUUUCUCUGGAAUCUUGUGUACUAUCUACAGUCAAAUCAUAUGAGGAAACAUCUCCCUCCCAACAGGAGUGGUCUCUUCCAAUAUGACUCCACCCCAUCCACAGCUCAGUAAAUGGCUUGGAGUAUAAAAUAUUGUAAAUCAUAUGCUAUGGCGUUCACAUCUCAGCCCAACUCAUCACCAGUGAAGGAUUUUGUCCUACAGUGCAUCAUAAUCAAAACAUCAACUGAGAGAAUUUUUUUUUUUUUUUUGGGAGAAUGAUGUUCCUCCCUCAAGUACAGCUCCAGAGACUAAUAUUUAUAAAGCGGUGGUGAGUCCAGAUCUUUAAAGGACUUCUGGAAGCAUCAAACUGAAAUGGAGUCUGAUAAUACAUGUGUAAUUACACAUCCUGUCAAAAUUAAAAACACACACUUAUAUCUAUAUGAAAUAUGAAACCUACAUCAU
Molecule: messenger RNA, 6029 nt
Organism: Hemibagrus wyckioides
Lineage: Eukaryota; Metazoa; Chordata; Actinopteri; Siluriformes; Bagridae
Gene: ofcc1
Product: orofacial cleft 1 candidate 1
Exons: 21
Coding region: 1-2934 (977 amino acids)
Cellular component (GO): perinuclear region of cytoplasm
Source: RefSeq, a predicted model, not a curated record